UUUACGUUAAUAUUUAAUGAAAAUUAAAAAAUUCAUGAUUUGUAAGUAUUAAGUAACAUAGCGAACAAAGGCGAAAUAAUUGAAGAUGGUUUUUCAUAUUAUGUUGAAAAAACGAUAAAUGAUAAGAAAUAUGUUUACUGUAAAAAAAGAAAGUCAAAAAAUUGUCCUGUCCGGGGUACAAAAACUCUGGAUGAGCCCAUCAAAUUCACAGUGAGCACGCACCGACAUGCAUUGGAUUUUUAUAGCGAUGAUGUAAAACGUUUUCGGCGUGAAUUAAUAGCUGCUGCUGAGAAGAACUUGUAUCCAAUUAACGAAAUUUAUGCGACAAUUGCUAAAUCAUAUGUAUCUUGAAGAUGUUACAAUUCAAUUGCCAUAUGCAGUUAUUAGUACUGUGAUGCGUCAACAUCAAAAGGAAGCUGCAGACGAUUUAACGGAGUUACUGACUUACAAGGAUUUUGUAGAUUUUUUUGAACGUGCUGAAAAUUUAUGUUUCAUGUGAUAUGCCGAUAAAAAAAAACGUUAUAGUGUCAAAUGUUGAUAAUGAUGCAUUACUGAUCGGCGACCCAGAGUUUAGCAAGUCGGGUCAGUGUGAUACUAUACAUAUCAGCUCAACAGCAAAUAUUCUCCCUGAUUUUAAUAGCACUCGUCUCCUGACCUUCAUUCUAGGACAAGAUGGACAUUAUGCGUUUCCCAUUGGUAUCAUUCUGUGGACUAAGAUGGCCCGUGAGCCAUGUACGGAAAUUUUGAAUCAAGUGAAACAGCGUUUAUUACCAAACGUAAAUAUCGCUAAAAUUUACGUAGAUUUUGAUUUAAAACUAUUUGUGGAGGAAGUUUUCCCAGAAAGUGACGUCCGUGGAACGUUUAAUAAUUAUUGUCGUAUAAUAUUUCACGAAGCCCUAAGCAAUAAUGAUCUACGCCUUAUGAUUCCUGAACAUGAAGAAUUCUUGAAGAAAUGUUUUUCUUUAAUUCUUUUACCUUCAAAUAAGAUUAAGGAAGGUUUUGAAGAAAUCAGUAACAGCUUACCGGUGGAAAUUAAAGCUCAGCUGACAAAUUUUAUAAAUUACUUUAACAGAGUAUGGAUAGAAGGAGUAACUCCGAGAUCGAUGAGCUUAUAUGAAAAGGUCGAAAGCUUAAAUACUGUCCCCAUAUUGUUCCGGACUACUCUUGAAAAUUAUAUGGGCGAGAAACCUUCGCUGCGGAUAUUUUGGAGCAAUUUCAUUGUUCUUCUUAAUAAAUCGACGAAUGAGCGUCAACGACAAUCGAUUAAGAAGAAUUCGUAUGUCUCUGUAGCUAUUCGGCUUAACUUAUGCUUCAACAAGAAAUUAAUGAUAAGCUUAUGGCAAUCAUUCGCAAAAACUAAAGUAAAAUUGCCACAAUUUUUAAGUACGGUAGCGAUUUAUUAUACAGAUCAUUACUGGGAUUUGCUCCAUAAUGCAGAAUUUUUGAUUGAGGAGCAGUUGGAUCUAUAUCCUCCUUUGGAAAAUGAAGAAGACUCGACUCGUGAAAAUCAAAAUGAGGGGAAUGACGAACAUGAAUUGAUCAUUGAAGAAAUCCCUUCAACAAACUGUGAAAUUUGUAUCACUGGACCCCGAGAGAUGAUCGUCAUUCCUUGUCACCACUAUCGCAUGUGUUUCCAGUGUUCAACAAAAAUAAGCCAUGUUGCAAACGAGAAGAAUUUGCAAUUAAAAUGUCCAUUUUGCAACAGCCCAGCGCAAGAAUUCUGUCGCGUUUUUUAAAAGUAGAGUUCGAAAUUAUAAUACUUUUAUUUUAUCCUCAAUAUUAUUAUGUUUCUGAUUUUAUAUGUGUGUUUGUUUUAAAAAGGAUAUUUUCUAUAAAAUCUAAAAAUAUUCGU
This is a messenger RNA of Cotesia glomerata, 1852 nucleotides long. RefSeq lists its product as uncharacterized. The transcript has 7 exons. Lineage: Eukaryota; Metazoa; Arthropoda; Insecta; Hymenoptera; Braconidae. The record is from RefSeq and is a predicted model, not a curated record. Bases 501 to 1736 code for a protein of 411 amino acids.